Molecule: messenger RNA, 2033 nt
Organism: Cygnus olor (mute swan)
Lineage: Eukaryota; Metazoa; Chordata; Aves; Anseriformes; Anatidae
Gene: DDX55
Product: DEAD-box helicase 55
Exons: 14
Coding region: 70-1878 (602 amino acids)
Cellular component (GO): nucleolus
Molecular function (GO): ATP binding; nucleic acid binding
Source: RefSeq, a predicted model, not a curated record
GGGGCCCCGCCGCGGCCGGACGCUGUGGGGGGGGGGGGGGACGGGGCCUGGCGGCGGGACCGGGCCGAGAUGGAGGCGGUGACGGAGGGGCGCUGGGAGGCGCUGCCCGUGGCGCUCAGCCCCGGCGUGCUGCGGGCGCUGCGGGGCCUCGGCUUCGCCAGCAUGACCCCGGUGCAGUCCGCAACCAUUCCGCUCUUCAUGAGUAACAAAGAUGUUGCUGCGGAAGCGGUAACAGGCAGCGGCAAAACCUUAGCCUUCGUAAUUCCCAUCCUAGAAAUUCUUCUCAGACGGGAACAAAAAUUGAAAAAAAUGCAGGUUGGAGCUAUAAUUAUCACACCGACAAGAGAAUUAGCUAUUCAAAUUGAUGAGGUAUUAUCGCACUUCACAAAACACUUCCCCAUGUUUAGUCAGAUUCUUUUAAUAGGCGGUAGGAAUCCCAUGGAAGAUGUUGAAAAACUUAAAGAACACGGCGGGAACAUCAUUGUAGCUACGCCAGGCCGCUUGGAGGAUCUGUUCAGAAGAAAAGCAGAUGGGCUGGAUCUCGCAAGCUGUGUGAAGUCUCUCGAUGUGUUGGUGUUAGAUGAAGCAGACAGACUUCUCGAUAUGGGCUUUGAAUCAAGUUUAAAUGCCAUUCUGGACUUUUUACCCAAGCAGAGACGGACAGGUCUCUUCUCAGCAACUCAGACUCAAGAGGUGGAGAACCUGGUGAGAGCAGGUCUCCGGAAUCCUGUCCGCAUCUCAGUGAAAGAGAAGGGAGUGGCAGCAAGCAACACACAGAAAACUCCAACGCGCCUGGAGAACUACUACAUGGGGAAUCAGAAGUCUCAAAGACACAAAGCUCUUGCAAGUCCUCUGAAGAUCAGUAACCAUGAUGGGGAAAAAACCCCCACUAAACUAGCAACUGGCAGCACAUGUGCCUGUGUGGAAUACUAUGGGAAGGCUUUGGAGUCCUUAAUUAAACAAGUGAAAAUAAUGUGCAUUCAUGGGAAGAUGAAACACAAACGUAACAAGAUUUUUACCGAGUUUCGGAAGCUCCCAGGUGGCAUUUUAGUUUGCACUGAUGUGAUGGCCCGGGGCAUAGACAUUCCAGAGGUACACUGGGUUUUGCAAUAUGACCCACCUAGCAGCGCAAGUGCCUUUGUGCACCGGUGUGGUCGAACAGCACGGAUUGGCAAUGUCGGCAGUGCACUUGUAUUUUUGCUUCCCAUGGAAGAAUCUUAUGUUAACUUUCUCUCAAUCAACCAAAAGUGUCCCAUGCAGGAAAUGAAACCACAGAAAAAUGUGUUGGAUCUUCUUCCAAAACUGAAGUCUAUGGCCCUGGCUGACAGGGCAGUGUUUGAGAAAGGGAUGAAAGCAUUUGUGUCUUACAUCCAGGCUUACGCCAAACACGAGUGUAAUCUGAUCUUCCGAAUAAAAGAUCUGGAUUUUGCUAGUCUUGCCAAAGGUUUUGCCUUGUUAAAAAUGCCGAAGAUGCCUGAACUAAGAGGAAAAUGUUUUGCAGACUUUACUCCAGUCGCUGUUAAUACAGACUCCAUUCCAUUUAAGGAUAAAAAUAGAGAAAAACAGAGACAAAAACAACUAGAACAACAAAGAAAGGAAAGACAGGAAAGUGGAGGAAAAAAGAAAUUCAUAAAGAACAAAUCCUGGUCAAAGCAGAAAGCCAAAAAGGAGAAGAAAAAGAAAGCAACAGCAAAAAGGAAACGUGAAGAGGGCUCUGAUGUUGACGAUGAGGACAUGGAAGAGUUGCUGAAUGACACAAGACUCUUGAAAAGAUUAAAAAAGGGGAAAAUUAGUGAAGAAGAGUUUGAGAAGAGACUAACAGGCACCCAAAGCAAAGUGAAAGCAGAAACUGUUGCUGACUUAGAGUCUGAAUGUUGACUGUUAUUCUAACCAGACUUUUAUGUUGAUACUGCCUAUUUCAAUAAAACUGUAUAUUUAUAACAAAAUAAUGAUGCAGAGAGCAGAACUGAUCUGAUUUCUUCAUAAAGAGACCUGACAGGUGUCUUUUUUCAGGUACGUACCACAGAUCAGUA